UUACAAAUAACGCUGCUACAAGAAAAAAAAAAAAAAGAGAAGAAACAGUAAAGAAAAGAAAAAGACAUAUCCAUAGAUCUUUGCCGACCGGAGAAAAUAUCUUCUUCUUCCGUCUUCUUCACUUCACCCAGGAGGAACUUCUCUUUGAAAUCGGUUUGAUUCAGCCAUGGCGAACGCGGCGUCAGGAAUGGCAGUGCAUGAUGAUUGCAAGCUAAAAUUUAUGGAACUGAAGGCGAAACGAACAUUCCGUACCAUAGUCUACAAGAUUGAGGACAGGCAAGUGAUUGUAGAGAAGCUCGGUGAGCCUGAACAGACGUAUGAUGACUUUGCUGCUAGUCUUCCAGAAGAUGAAUGCCGCUACUGCAUUUACGAUUUCGACUUUGUCACUGCUGAGAACUGCCAGAAGAGCAAGAUUUUCUUCAUCGCUUGGUCUCCGGACACUGCUAAAGUGAGAGACAAGAUGAUUUAUGCGAGCUCUAAGGAUAGGUUCAAGAGAGAACUUGAUGGGAUUCAAGUGGAGCUUCAAGCUACUGAUCCAACCGAAAUGGGUCUUGAUGUUUUCAAAAGCCGCACCAACUAAGAAGUAUAAAAAGGAAACCCAUACAAGGGUUCUUGAAUAAGUUUGUUUCUGGAGUGAGAUAUGUUUCCUCUGACUGUUAUGAAAAACUUUUUUAACUUCAUUCUAUUUGGUAUUGUUGUCUGUCUUUGAUGUGUUUAAUCUAUGACAACUAUGAAGAUGUGUUGCCCUUGUGAUGGUUUUCAAUUAGUUUACAUUUGUACAAUACUUGGGAAUCAGAUAGUGGCUUCAAGCCUUGUCUCAUCAUCCCUCUGAUUUUAUCUUAUACAUCCGUAUAUGUUAUGACUCCC
Molecule: messenger RNA, 867 nt
Organism: Camelina sativa (false flax)
Lineage: Eukaryota; Viridiplantae; Streptophyta; Magnoliopsida; Brassicales; Brassicaceae
Product: actin-depolymerizing factor 2
Biological process (GO): actin filament depolymerization
Cellular component (GO): actin cytoskeleton
Molecular function (GO): actin binding
Source: RefSeq, a predicted model, not a curated record